Molecule: messenger RNA, 716 nt
Organism: Clupea harengus (Atlantic herring)
Lineage: Eukaryota; Metazoa; Chordata; Actinopteri; Clupeiformes; Clupeidae
Product: alpha-tectorin-like
Exons: 4
Coding region: 105-716 (203 amino acids)
Source: RefSeq, a predicted model, not a curated record
CCAGUUAAGAUUGGUUGGUGGUAACAGGCGCUGUUCUGGACGAGUUGAGGUUCUCCGCAGCGGUACUUGGGGAACCGUAUGUGACGACAACUGGGACUUAAACGAUGCCAAGGUGGUGUGCAGGGAGGUGGGCUGCGGACGCGCCAUCCGGGCUACCACCAAUGCCGAGUUUGGGCAGGGGAGUGGCCAGAUCUGGAUGGAUGGUGUCCAGUGCACCGGACAGGAGACGUUGCUGUCGAGCUGCUCUCAUAACGGUUGGGGGGCUCAUGAUUGUUCACAUCCGGAAGACGCUGGAGUGGUGUGUGAAGACCAACGGCACGCACAACAUUUACUCCAACAUCUUAUUUCUGUAUUUCGUCUCGGAUGGAAGCGCCCACUACUACAAGCCAAUGAGCUUCCCUUUCUCCUGUGUCUACCCGCUUCAGAGGAGGACCAACUUGAAUGUUGUUCUCAGACCUUUUCUGAGACUCAAGGGAGCUGUGGAGGAGGGCUCCCCCAUCCAGACCUCCAUGUCCCUGUACCGUGACCCAGACUACAGAGAUCCAUACCCGGCCGGUAGCGUCCGUCUGCCCCUGGGCACUGCUCUCUACAUGGGCGUCUCAGUGGAGGCCCACUCGGAGGACACAGUGGUGGUGCUGGAGGAAUGCUCCAUUGGAGAAGUAUCUUCCCCCAGCCAGUCGUAUCCUCUGCUGAGGAACAGAUUUAAGAUAUUAUAA